UGGCAGAAUGUUUCGCUCAGCUUACCAGAAGGGUUUCCUCACUGUAUUUUACAGCGUGGGUAGCUCUCCGUUGAACAAUUGGUCCUCCUAUACCAAAAACGGCUACAUUAAACGCAUUUACGAUGAGGAUAUAAAGUCCCUGGUGCUGGAGAUUAUGGGCUCGAAUGUGUCUACAACAUUUAUACAUUGUCCCAGUGAAUGCAAGGAGCAGCUGGGCAUAAAGCUCCCCUUUUUGGUGCUCUUGAUAAAGAAUAUGCACAAGUAUUUCUGCUUCGAGGUCAAGAUACAAGACGACCAGCGCUUUAUGCGUCGUUUCCGAGUGUCCAACUUUCAGAGCAAGACUUCAGUGAAACCAUUUUGCACAGCAAUGCCCAUGGGAAUGUCCCCUGGUUGGAAUCAAAUCCAGUUCAACCUGGCCGACUUUACGCGCCGUGCUUACGGGUCAAACUACCUGGAGACAGUUUCGCUGCAACUGCAUGCCAACAUUCGGAUUCGACGCAUCUACUUCGCCGACAAACUUUACACGGAGGCAGAACUACCCAAUGAGUACCGCCUUAUGGGCAAGCCGAAAGACCUUAAGAAACCGGAGAAGCAGUUCAAAGUUCAAGCCUCUGCUCGUCCACCUUCUCCGCUGAACACGGCCCGCGGUGAGGGUGGUCCUUCCAAGUCCGAGCCAGAGCCCGCUGCAAGCGCUCCUAGUGCACCAAGUAUGCCCAGCGAGCCAGAACUAGCUCCACAGAAGGCGCCCUCGCCGCCACCCUCAGCUCCGUCGGAGGCCGCUCCAGAAGAGCCGCCUGCACAAACGGAGGCCACCGAGGAGGCCUACUACUAAUUUGGCUUCAUAGUGUUAAUAUUUUUUUGUUACUUUCAAUUAGUUGACAGAACCUCGGAUGCAAAGUGGAGGCAAACUCUUAAAUUUGCAGUCGUACUGAAUAAUGCUUGAUUAAAGCCCACUUGGACUUUA
Drosophila bipectinata is the source of this 964-nucleotide messenger RNA. RefSeq lists its product as uncharacterized. Lineage: Eukaryota; Metazoa; Arthropoda; Insecta; Diptera; Drosophilidae. Gene Ontology annotation, biological process: positive regulation of cell motility; cilium assembly; regulation of cilium beat frequency involved in ciliary motility. The record is from RefSeq and is a predicted model, not a curated record. Gene Ontology annotation, cellular component: ciliary basal body; motile cilium.